CGGCGAAAUUAGUCGCAGUUAGUUUAAGUUCGAAAAGCGAUCAGUCGACUUCAAGAUAAAAGAAGAGUGACAUUAACGAUAAAAAUAAAUUUCUUUUUUUUAACGAUCGAAAUAAAUUAAACGAAAUAUAUACGAGUGUACGUUCAAGUUAACACCUUGAAUAUUGACAAAUUACGAUUCUAUACGGUUAAAAAAGAAACCGUAAAAAAUUCAAAUAAGAAAAAGAAAAAAAGAACGAAGAAAAGAAAAGAAAAGAAAUUCGAAAAUAAAAUGGCAUUAGUACCGAGCAGUUUGUUCCGUAAUUGGUGGGAUGAAAUGGACCGUUUUCAUCGUGAAUUGGAACAACAUUUUCAACGUUUAUCAACGACAAACGAUUUCCCUCGUCCGCCAGCAUUGCCAUCAUUUAAAGAAUUUUUCCAUCCUUGGCGCGAAGUAUUCCAGGAAUUAGAAGAACAAGUAGGAGGCUCGACAAAGAUUGAAAAGGGCCAAGAUAAAUACAGAGUGAUCGUCGACGUGCAACAAUUUGCACCCGAAGAAAUAACUGUUAGAACGGAUGACAAAUGUAUUACAAUUGAGGGUAAACAUGAGGAGAAGAAAGAUCAACAUGGUUAUAUCUCACGACAUUUCGUACGACGAUAUCAAUUACCUCAAGGUUACGAUAUCGGCCAUGUUAAACCAAGCUUAUCGUCCGAUGGCAUUCUAACUGUCACUGCACCAAGACUUGUUUUGCCUGCACCUGGCGAAAGAAUUGUUCCGAUUGAACGUCAAAACAGACCGGCCAUUAAGGCUGCCUAAAGAGAGAAAAAAAAAGAAAAGAAAGUGACAAAAAAAAAAACAA
Vespa mandarinia (Asian giant hornet) is the source of this 838-nucleotide messenger RNA. Its product is annotated as protein lethal(2)essential for life. NCBI's taxonomy places the organism in Eukaryota, Metazoa, Arthropoda, Insecta, Hymenoptera, Vespidae. Gene Ontology annotation, biological process: response to heat; protein refolding. The record is from RefSeq and is a predicted model, not a curated record. Gene Ontology annotation, cellular component: nucleus; cytoplasm.